Paramecium sonneborni is the source of this 675-nucleotide messenger RNA. The record is from the annotation of a GenBank genome assembly. NCBI's taxonomy places the organism in Eukaryota, Ciliophora, Oligohymenophorea, Peniculida, Parameciidae.
GCAUGUUGAACAUGUUUAACGACAGGCUAAAGAUAAUAGUUUAGUAUCUUAUGCAUAUAGGAUUAUUAGGCUAAUCAUACGAUUUAAGUGGACAAGCACAAGAUUAAUUAGUACCAAAUUCUCGAUUGGAUGUCACAAUACAAUUGUUACAUCGAAUAUGAAAAUUCUAUAUUAUUGUUUUUAAAUUAAUACUAUGACUUAUAGGAUCACAAAUUUGUAAUUUCAUUAAUUAGCCUUAACAAAUUUAUGGUUACAGUAGAAUAUAUGUAUUGUAAAGAAAAGAUGUUAAAGAAAUGUAGGAGCAUUUUAUUAAGAACUAUUGAGAUUCUUAAAGCCGCUUGAUUGCUAGAAUUUACCUCUAAAUAACCAUUAGGGUAUAUCUAGUUUCAAAAUUAAUACCCUAAACAACCUUCGACUGAAAAUUCAAAUCUUUUAAUUUGUAGUAAUUUCUUUAUUAACCUAAAAAGGAACCGUUGUGAUUAUAAUGGUAUAUAGGCAUUCUGAUUUCUUAAGAAGAAUUUAUAUUCCAAAUAAACUAUAAUAUCAUUUUUAGAUAAUCUUAAAACUUUGAGGGAUUUGCAGUUGAAAAAUGACUUAACAUUACUUUCCUUUCUGACAAAGAUUGCUCUAAAAAAAAUUAUCUCUAAUGGCAAGAUCCUUAUUGAUAGGUCGAAC